Symsagittifera roscoffensis is the source of this 1695-nucleotide messenger RNA. RefSeq lists its product as uncharacterized. Gene Ontology annotation, biological process: protein phosphorylation. Gene Ontology annotation, molecular function: glycerate kinase activity. The transcript has 5 exons. The coding region runs from base 8 to 1600 and encodes 530 amino acids. Lineage: Eukaryota; Metazoa; Xenacoelomorpha; Acoela; Convolutidae. Gene Ontology annotation, cellular component: cytoplasm. The record is from RefSeq and is a predicted model, not a curated record.
AUUACUAAUGCGACAUCUUCGUGCCUUAUUCGACACAGCCGUCGCAUCGGUGAAACCUGCUUCGGUUUUUUCGAAUGGUUUAUUGAAAUACGACCUCGGAAAGCUCUCAAUUGAGGCAGGGUUAAGCCAGCGCGUUAAUGUUGACAUUAUAGAGAACAGAGGCGUAUUUGUACUUGCGUUUGGGAAAGCUUCUUUGGCGAUGACUUAUUCUCUGCUGCGGGAAGUGCCCACACAAUUUAUACGGAAAAUCAAAGCGAUUCAAGCGAUAUAUCCCGCCUCUUUAAUGGAAGCAUCUGAAGCGCUGACAGAAAUUGAAAACAUCUGUAAUUCAUCGAACAUUUCCUCUUCAAUAGAUUUCAAAUUUUUCCCGGCUGCGCCUGAAAACAUUCCCGACCAAAACUCGAUGUCAGCGACUGAAAACGUGAUUAAAAGUUUAAUCAACACUUCAACUUGGCCUUCACCUCCUGUAAUUAUUGUUCUGAUUUCGGGAGGAGGAUCGGCUCUGUUGUCUUUGCCAGCAGAUGAAAUUGGCCAAUCAGAAAAGCUGGAAGUGAUCAAACAAAUGAGUAAAAAUGGCGCCUCAAUCCAGCAAUUGAAUACAGUCAGAAGUGCGUUAUCGAAAGUAAAAGGUGGACAAUUAUUGGCGUUUGUGCCGGAGGGAUCGACUGUUGUUAAUUUGGUGAUGUCCGAUAUAAUAGGAGAUCCUUUGUAUCUAAUCGCAAGUGGACCUACAGUUAUGCCGAGAGAGAAAUCUUCAGUUGAGAAGCUGCAGUCAAUUAUGAAACUGUACGGAUGUUCAGAUAGUCUUAUCUCAAGAGCGGCUUCCAAUCUUGUUGCAUCAAGGUUGGUUUUGGAGAAGGUAACAAUUCCAGUGGAAAAUUUGAUAGUCUGCAGCAACACUAUGGCGGUCAAAGCAGUGCUAGAUGAUUCUGUUUCGAAGUGGAACUUUGACCACAGUCUGUGUUUAACUAGCACGUAUCAGGGAUCAGUUCAUGAUAUGGUAGACAUAAUAUUCAGCAUGUUGUUGGAGAUAAUGACGCAUCUGCAAGGUGAAGAUAGCAAUGACAAUCAGCCCUCAGAAUUUCAAACAGCGAACCCAUUUUUCAAAACGGCUCUCAAGUCCGACAUAUUUGCUGAGGAAUUUCUCAAAUUAUCCUUUCAGCCAAAAUCAGACUCAAAGAAACCCCAAACUCUAUUGAUUGUUGCUGGUGAACCAACCAUGAAUGUGACUGGAAAUGGUAUCGGAGGUCGGAACCAACACGCUACACUUUUAGCGCUCAAAACAUACACAGAAAAUUUCGAAAUAUUCUCCAAACAUGAAUUAUCUUUUUUAUCUGCGGGAACCGACGGUCAAGACGGGCCAAAUGAGUCGGCGGGUGCUGUAAUCGACCAAAAUAUUGCAUCAUUUGUUAUGCAAUCUGCGGAAACGAAAAGUAACGUUGAAACGAGUAUUAAAAACUGUGAUUCGUACAAUUUUUUUGAUUGUCUUGACAAAAAACUCAAAGCAGCAAAUAAAGAAUGGCAGAAUGGUGCACACAUCAAAUGUGGGCACACAGGAACUAAUGUAAUGGACUUAGUUUUUGUCUCGUUCAAACUUUAAUUUUGUAGAUAUAUAUUUCGGCAAUCGCCAUAUCAGAUUUCUAUUUUAUUGUAAUCUUGUUAUGGAGAUAGUUUAAUGUCAUCAUUUAUUUGAUA